Messenger RNA from Daktulosphaira vitifoliae (grape phylloxera), 1109 nucleotides. RefSeq lists its product as uncharacterized. The transcript is spliced from 2 exons. The record is from RefSeq and is a predicted model, not a curated record. The coding region runs from base 15 to 1103 and encodes 362 amino acids. NCBI's taxonomy places the organism in Eukaryota, Metazoa, Arthropoda, Insecta, Hemiptera, Phylloxeridae.
AAAAAAAAUGAAAAAUGGACAAACUAAGGUUUGACUUUAAAACGAGAGGAACGGCCGAUGGAAAAUCAACAAUUUUAUGCCUAACUUCAAUAGGCACACCAGAUGGUCAUACUUUCGCUAUUCAAGAUGAAUACCAACCAAUAACUUUACACAAGGAAUUGAUGAAAUCACAAGUAUAUAAUAGAGUUAAAAAUACAUUAAAAAAAAGAAAUCAAUUCAGAAAAGUUUGGAUAACUAUGACAGAAGAUCUGAAAAAAGUUAAUGUAAAUGAUGAUGACAACUUAUUAUUUUCAGACCUUUAUUUAGAAGAAAUUUCAGAAGAAGAAUGUGAUAAAUCUAUAGUAAGUACUUCAGACACUAUAACAAAAUUAUUAGAAAAAAUCUUGGAAUCCAAACAACAGACUUCUGAAAUAAAAAAUCUACAAAAAAUUGCUAGUGAUUUCAUGAUUGACAAAUUCAAUGAAAACAAUACAAACGCUAAUCAAUGGAUAAAUCAAUUUGAAAAAGAAUGUGAACGCUGUGUAAUAAAUGAAGAAAAAAAAAAAAUUGAGAUUUUGAAAUUUUUCCUUGAGAAAUGCAGCGCUGAUUGGUACUCCUGUAUGAUUUUGAAAUAUUCUAUAGAAUCAGAAUGGAACAAUUGGAAAAAAAAUUUCAUUGAAACAUUUGGAAACAAAGGUUGGUCACCUAUAAGAUAUGCUUUUAGUUUUAAAUAUCAAUCGGGUUCUUUGCUCGAAUAUGCUAUAAAAAAAGAAAAAUUAUUACUUCAAAUUAGAAAAUCUAUAGAUACUGAAACAUUAAUUGAUCUUAUUGCGGUUGGCUUACCAAAUUAUGUCUCUGAUAAAGUAGACAAAGAAACUCUAGAAGAAACUCAGGAUCUUUAUAAUGAAAUUAGCAAGCUAGAACAUCUUGUUAAAAACAAUACUAUUGGGAGAAAAGGAAAACCAGAUUUUGAAAAUAGAAAAAAAGUGGAAGAAAAAAAACCAUGCCAAAUAUGUGAAAAUGCAAACAAAGGGAAACGCUUCCAUUCUGAAUUAAAUUGCUGGUUUAAAGAAAAAGAGGACAAAAGUAAAAAAGAUGGAUCAUUGAAAUCUGUAAACAAUUAGGAAUUA